GCUUCCAAUCCCUUCCACGCUUCCCAUGGAACUUGCAAAAAUCCCCUGAUUCAAUCUGCUUGAGGGGCUGGCCUCCCACAGCAGCCCUGAAGGAUGUAACCAACUACCAGACCCGGGGGCAGCUCCUCCGCCUUAAGAAAGUGGUGCUGGUUGCCUCGAGGCUUGCCCCCUGGAAAUGACGCCUUGCUAACCGGACUGGGGCCCAUCUCGCCAGGAUUCAAGAUGGAAAAGACCUUUGGCAACCUCAGCUCGAUUGUGCCAGCUUCGCGCCUCACCCCGGCCUUCCCGCCGGCCGUCAAGGUUGGGCUGACGGCUCUGUACACGGGCCUCUAUGCCUUGCUUUUCCUUUCGGUCUACGCCCAGCUCUGGCUGGUCCUCUUCUAUCGCCACAAGAAGUUCAGCUACCAGACUGUCUUCCUCUUCCUCUGCCUCUUCUGGGCUGCGCUGCGCACCACGCUCUUCUCCUUCUACUUCAAGAACACCCUCAAAGCCAACCACCUGAGCCCUUUCUUCUUCUGGCUCCUAUACUGCUGCCCCGUCUGCCUGCAGUUCUUCACCUUGACCCUCAUGAACUUGUAUUUUGCCCAGGUGGUUUUCAAGGCCAAAGCAAAAUACCGCCCUGAACUGACCAAAGGCCUGUUGGCAGUGCGAGGGGCAUGCCUGGGCGCCAGCCUCCUCUUCCUGGCGGUGAACGUGGUGUGCGCUGUGCUGGUGCGAGGGCGCCGCGCUGAGCCCUGGGCCGUGGUCCUGGCACGCGUCCUCAUCAGCGACUCGCUGUUUGUGCUGGGGGCCGUCUCUCUGGCCCUCUGCCUCUGCCUCGUCGCCCGGGGUUCUCCUUCCACCCGCAUCUACCUGGAAGCCAAGGGCACCUCGCUGUGCCAAACGGCCGCCAUGGGUGGCAUCAUCGUCCUGCUCUACGCCAGCCGAGCUUGCUACAACCUGGCGGCCCUGGCUCUGUCCUCCCGCACCCGACUCGACUCCUUCGAUUACGACUGGUACAACGUAUCCGACCAGGCAGAUCUGAUCACGGACCUGGGAGACCAAGGUUACGUCAUCUUCGGCCUCAUUCUCUUCAUCUGGGAGCUGCUGCCCACGUCUCUGCUAGUCGGCUUCUUCCGGGUGCACCGGCCAGCUCAGGAUAUGAGCGCCAGCCGUGUCUUCAACCGGCAGCUGGGGGUCUCCCGAUCCUACUUCUUUGACCAUCCCGGGCAGCGCGAAAGUGAAGGACUGACGAGCAGCCUGACGGGACGCCUGGGCAGCGUCGGGAGCUGGUACGGCUCGAUCAACCGCAGCGGGGAGCAGGACUGGUUUGGGGGGCCCCCUCCCACGGCCCCCCUUUUGUUCUCGCAGGCCACGGUGUCCGGCAGCCACCACCACAGCCUCUAUUCCACCCCGCAGAACUGAGGGGAGCGGGGGGUUGGGGCGAGUUUGUGGGGCACUGAUGUGAAGACCCAGGAAUCACUACUGAUGUAGGACAGGUUUCUAUGAAGGAGCAGGGUAUUAUACACGGUAUUAUAAGCACCAUCACCCCAUUCCCCAAACUGUAGGAAAACCCAGCUUUAUUUCUUUUAGCCAUUUGGGGGGGGGCUGGGUUGGCUCUUGUUGCUGGCAUCUUGGUCUUGAUGCUUAAGCUCUCCGCCUCCUUCCCCAGCCCCCUUUCUGCCCCCCCUCACCCCCACCCCGGGUACUUAACCAAUAGUAGACGGAAAACUCUUGGCACUUUAAUCGACUCGGAUUGAAGAGAGGGGCGGGCUCAGUUUUAUCUGUGAUGUCAUUGUUUUAAUGAAUUCUGGUCAAAUGUGUCUACAGGGCAGGGGGGUUCCUCCUUUGCCCCCUCUUCCCAUGAGCUGGUAGCGGCAGUGUUUUGGAGUAGCCUUUUGUUAUUUGCUAGACAUGCUGCAGUUUUGGUGCUAUUCCAUUGCCCCACCCCCACCCCAAACUUAACAAUAAAGUCCACUUUGUGUUAGCGA
This is a messenger RNA of Podarcis raffonei (Aeolian wall lizard), 1970 nucleotides long. RefSeq names its product G protein-coupled receptor 137 (gene GPR137). The transcript has 7 exons. NCBI's taxonomy places the organism in Eukaryota, Metazoa, Chordata, Lepidosauria, Squamata, Lacertidae. Bases 223 to 1404 code for a protein of 393 amino acids. Gene Ontology annotation, biological process: negative regulation of osteoclast differentiation; negative regulation of bone resorption; regulation of autophagy. Gene Ontology annotation, cellular component: lysosomal membrane. The record is from RefSeq and is a predicted model, not a curated record.